ACUACAAUGAACGCAGAUCAUCACGAAUAUAACACAAAAAGGGAUGACUCUUGUACGCACAUGAUGCUUUUUCAUGCUGGGCAUUGUGAGACGAUCCUUUGGAAGAAUUGGUCCCCUAAAUCUAUCGCCGAAUUUACACUAUCAGCUCUUGCUGUCUUUCUUUUGUCAUUUUUAUAUGAAGCUUUAAAAUUUCUACGGCAGUUUCUUCUUCGACGUGAACUUAAACGAAUUGGGAAAAAUAAAGAGCAAGUAGACCCAGUAUGCCAUACAUUCCCGGGACUGAAAAGUAAACAAUUACUUAAGAAAAUACUAGCAAAACCUCAUCUCAUACAAACUCUAUUGUUCUUAAUUCAAGUUACAUUGUCAAUGCUGAUCAUGCUAAUAUUUAUGACUUUUAAUUAUUGGCUGUGCUUAGCCAUUAUUUUGGGCCUUACAAUUGGUUACUUUCUCUUCGGUUGGAUUAGAGAUGAUGCCUACGACAGCGAUUGUUGUCAAUAAAAAAUGUACCAGAUUUAUUUAUCUAUUACAUACAAUAUACUCGAAUUAAGAUUCUUAGUUGCAGAUUAAGAAACAAUAAAUAAAAU
Messenger RNA from Rhagoletis pomonella (apple maggot), 584 nucleotides. Its product is annotated as high affinity copper uptake protein 1-like. Gene Ontology annotation, biological process: copper ion transmembrane transport. Gene Ontology annotation, cellular component: membrane. The record is from RefSeq and is a predicted model, not a curated record. Bases 7 to 498 code for a protein of 163 amino acids. NCBI's taxonomy places the organism in Eukaryota, Metazoa, Arthropoda, Insecta, Diptera, Tephritidae. The transcript has 2 exons. Gene Ontology annotation, molecular function: copper ion transmembrane transporter activity.